Molecule: messenger RNA, 5331 nt
Organism: Hippocampus comes (tiger tail seahorse)
Lineage: Eukaryota; Metazoa; Chordata; Actinopteri; Syngnathiformes; Syngnathidae
Gene: prom1a
Product: prominin 1a
Exons: 28
Coding region: 262-2931 (889 amino acids)
Cellular component (GO): prominosome; cell surface; apical plasma membrane
Molecular function (GO): cholesterol binding
Source: RefSeq, a predicted model, not a curated record
CGACACACGCUUGGAUGCUACUAGACAGGGAGCGCGCGCGCCGCCAACCAUUGCGAGUGCGUCCUUGCGUGGGGACUCGUCGAGGAGCUGAGACGGCAGAGAGAGGCUCUCACGGCUUGGAUGGACAGACCGCAGCUGGGGAGGAAAACGAUGCCCGAUCGCCGGUAGCCGGUGCUUCCUACCAGGACACGUUUACACAUCUCAACCCGUUCACUUGAGCCACUACCCGGAAGAUCUACGCUGCCGUCGAGUGGACUCACGAUGGCUCAGAACGGAAUCCUGGUUCUUCUCUGCAUGCUGCUGGGCUCCGGGGAGUUCCAGGAACCGGAGCCGCGAAGGCUGCCACCCCCGCCGGCUAAGUUGGACUUCGGCUACUUGCCCGUCGGAGUGUACGAGACGGUGGCCCACUACGAACCUGGACCCAUCGGCAUUCUCUUCCACAUGGUGCACACUUUCCUGUGCGUGGUGCAGCCCAACGACUUCCCGCAAGAUCUUCUGAUCAGACUGGCCAAGGACAAGUUUGGAGCCCUUCAGACCGAAUAUCAGAAGCCAGAGAACAUUGUACUGAGCCUGCAGGCGGUCUACUACGAGAUGGGCUUCCUGGUGUGCGCGGCAGUGGGUGUCCUGUUCACGAUCCUGUUGCCCGUGGUGGGCCUCUUCUUCUGUCUGUGCCGCUGCUGUGACAACUGCGGUGGAGAGAUGCACCAGCGGCAGAGGAAGAACGCAGACUGUCGACGAGGCCUGCUGGGAACGCUGCUCUUCUCCACCUCGCUAGUCGUCACGAUCGGCGUAUUGUGUGCUUACGCCGCCAACCAGAACCUCAGCACUCAGGUCAAGAACAUCCGACGUCUGGUCAACAGCAACAUGAGGGAUCUGCACACCUUUGCCAACGACACGCCAAUGCAAAUCGAUUACCUCACCUCCCAGUAUGCCACCGCCAAGAACCAAGUCCUCUACGAUCUGGAAAACAUAGGUCCACUAUUAGGUGGAAGGAUACGCGACGCGUUGGAUAAGGAGGUGCACCCGGCUUUGGACGCCGUGCUGAAAAUGACAGGAGCCAUGCGUGAAACCAAGGAGGCCCUGGAGAACGUGAGUGUAUCCCUGCAAGUGCUGCAGGAGGCCACAGGCAAGCUGGACUUGAACCUCAGCCUGGUCCGGGCCAACAUCAAGCGCUCCCUCAACGACCCCGGGUGCCACGACGAGGAGUCAGACGCCACCUCAGCCCAGCUGUGCCGGGGGAUCCGUCAGUCACUGGAGCAGCUGCAUAUUAGCGCUAACUUCACCCGGCUUCCCAAUGUGAACGCUCCGUUGAAGAAGAUGAAUGACAUCUUGAAAACAGACCUCAGCAACGUUGUUAACAAGGGUUAUGCGUCCUUGAACGACACACCUUAUAUGGUGAUGGUACAGACCCGAGUAGUUGUUGACAGGGUGAAGAGCUUGGUGGACGACAUCGGCGGGAACAUUGGCAACCUGUCCAAAUCGUUGCCCGUACACAAUUCCUUGUCCAACUUCACCCUCUUCAUCAGCCACGUCCAUGCCAAGAUCGAGGACCAGUACCCUGAAAUUGACAAGGUGGACUUCUACAGGUGGACAGGCUGCGUAGCUUUGUGCUGCAUGCUAGUGCUGGUGCUGUCCUUCAACUACCUGGGCCUGCUGUGCGGCACGCUGGGAUAUGACAAGCACGCCUCACCCACCACCCGAGGCUGCAUCUCCAACACAGGAGGCACCAUGCUCAUGGCUGGCGUGGGUUUCAGCUUCAUCUUCUCUUGGGUUCUGAUGGGCCUGCUGACCGCCAUCUUCCUGGUGGGCGGCAACAUGGAGAAGCUCAUCUGUGAGCCCUUUCAAACCAAGGAACUCUUUAAGGUGGUGGAUGCGCCGUACCUGGUCAAUUCGGAGUGGAGGAACUUCAUCCCGGGGUACUUGUACAACGACUCGGAGCUGGAGCUCACAGCAGAGAGUUUAUACAGCACUUGCAAAGAAAACAAAGGGAUCUAUUCGGCCCUGCGCUUGGACAAAGUUUUUAACGUCUCGUCUUUCCUCAACGCCACGCUGUUCACAAAGGACCUGGUGACCCUGCUGAACAGCAUGAAAAUCGACCUGAGAGGGGUCAUCUUGCUGGAAGCGGAAGGCGAGCAGAACCUUCUGGAUUUCUCAGAGGCGGGCCUGUCGGAAACAAACUAUGCGGAUUACCUGGAAGAGGUCAACAAAGGCGUCACAGUGGUGGACCUGCUUUCGUUUGCCAAAGAGCUGGAAGCCCAGACAGACCUGAUGCCUCGUGGUCCCUUGCAAACGUCAUUGAAAGGUCUCGUGGGCACCGUGCGACAAAUCCACAGCCAGCAGGUGGUCCCCAUGCAGCAAGCCAUGAAAUAUGUUAGAGCCAGGAGCGCCCUGAACCAGAGCAUGAGGUUCCUGGAGAGAACUUCCUCUGACCUGCCAAACAAGGUCUUAGCCAUACUGGACGCCAUCAAUGCAGCCCAGUAUCUCAUCUCCCAGAAUGCGACACAUCUUAUUGACCGGGAAAAUGCUAAAUAUACAUCAACCAUUGUGGGUUACUUCCAUCAGUACACAGAGUGGGUCAAGACAUCUUUGGCCUUGGAGGUGGCGCCGUGCAAGCCUUUCAGCAACGUGCUGGACACGAUGGAAAUCUUUACCUGCAGCUUCCUGGUGGACUCGAUGAACGUGUUCUGGAUGGGUCUGGGCUGCAGCACGCUCUUCCUCAUCCCAAGCAUUGUACUCGCCGUCAAGCUGGCCAAGUUUUACCGCAGGAUGGACACGGAGGACGUUUACGAUGAUAUGGAAAGUGGUAAUAAUGGUUAUCAUAGCGAGCCCGCGCAAGGCAUCCUAAACCCCCCCGUGACCAGCAUCCCAACAUACGAUACCAUGAACAGGUUCCCGCGGGCCUCGGCUCCUCCGAGGCACAUCGACUGGUGACCGAGAGCACACAUUUUCUUGUGGCUCCCGACAGCUGCCACGAACUUCACUGGAACUAAAAAAAAAAUGUUUUCAAUGAAGACGUGUACGGCAAACCGAGGCCCGCUCAACUCAAAAACAGGAUUUUUCUCUCACCACAAAGAACUUUUUUUCAUCAUGAUCAUCCUUCCUGGGGCUGCCACCGAGCUGUUUACAUUUCUUUGGAGGCAAAAAUCCGAAGUGGACUUCAAUCUCUUCUUGAUGACAACAACAGCGGCUAAGUAGCCACGGGAGGGUAACGACACGCUGCUCAAGGACCUGCCAAUGUCUUUGCUUUGUUAUUCUCGAGGACAACAGAAAAUGACUCCAAUUGUUAUGUUGGCAGUAUGUCGGCAUCAACAAGGUGAAAAAAACAAAUGGACAAACCAGAGCUAGCAUGACUUUUAAAUGUUUACAGUAAUACACAAAGUAAUAUCAUCCUUGUGGAUAUUUUGGGCUUGUUGCGAAAAAGACUUUUGCCUUUCACGUUGGCAUUUACUGCUCACCCUGCGAUGUGCUUAUGCCGCUUUCAGAGUUUGUAAACUGAAUAUUUUUAGGGGAGCCUUUUUUUUUAAAUGGUAAAGCUGUCUGCUUCACUUUUUCUCCACUUCUGCAAAUUUUACGAGACUCUCUGUGAUGAAAUUUGACUUUAGGCUCCGUCCAAUGUCCUUGAUGAUGGUUUUCUGUUUUGUUUUGUUUUUUGUGCACAGAACACAGGGAGCUGUACAUUCAGAUUGCGUUCAAAUUUUGCACAUUCAUAACAGUACUUGAGAUCUCCACGUGGACCAAAAACUGUAUCUUUUUCUUCAUCUUAAAUCAUUCAAAAACGGAUUCAACCGGGGUUAUUUUCCAGGUUCUUUCUCUUUCGUUUUCAAAAAAAAAAAAACAGUUGAACCAAAGAGUGACUUUUCGUUCAUCAAAUCAAACAUUUGACAUGACUGAUUAGAUGUCUAUUGAAAACUAUAUGGACAUGGAAUGAAAAACCCUUAUUUUCUUUUUAGGUUAUUAAAUCACAAUCCAACCCCUUCAAUAAACCUCAAGACCUUUUUUCAUGAUGUCUCAAAUGGAAAACAAUCACAGAUAAACAAUCACUACCCGAUCAAAUCAAUCGCAACCCGAAAUAUAUCCCCGAUAGCUAUUUCCAUCACUGUACUUCAAAUUUCCGUGCUUUAUUAACAUUUAUGUCUCUUUGGUGAAUUAACAUUUCAGUGACAAAGUAGAGAAAUAUUGUUCUCAAGCAAAACAAUUUUUUUCACAGUAGAUCUCAGGAUUUUCCCACAAUUUUUAUUAAUUUGACCCGACAUUUUUUUUUCCUCAUCAAAACAACGUGGAUACAUUCAUCGAUAACUGAGCUAGAGCAAGCGAAUGUAUUCCAGUUUGUUUUUCUUCAUUUUGUGCAUUGUGCGCUAAUGCUAACAUGUCCUGCUAACAUAUCGCUUAUGAGUUUACAGACUAGUUGCUGUUGAUGUGAAAACAAAAACACACCAGACAAUCGGUUCCUCCAACGAUAAGGGAUUUUGGGGAAGAUAAAUGAAACAAGCAAAAUAACACCUUCUGAUUGACACAGCAAGCUCGUGCCUAAAUAGCGUUAGAAACUGCCAAAUCUCGUUCCAACAAACUACUGUAAGCUAGGCCACCUUUACAUCUAUUUGAAUCAAAAGGUCAUAUUGAGUUGAACCAAUGAUAAACUGUCGAUUCUUACUGUUGUAAGAACGUUUUUACUCAAUUGUUUGCUUCCAUUUAUCCUACAGUAGUACCUCGACAGUACAAGUGCCCCAAUUGACAAGUUUUUCAAGGUACUAGCCAUUGCGUGUUUUUUGUUUUUGAGACAAAAAUGUAAAUAUUUAAUAAGGGUGAAUGUUGCUUUGACAUACAAGUAAAGUGAUUUAGAAUCAAGGUACCACACUAUUUGAUUAAAAAGUUGAAAUAUAUUUUAAAAAUAGCACUUAGCAUUGUGGUACUACACUGAUAAAUGUGACGGACCAAAACAACACUGUUAUAAUUGAAAAAUCAUAGCGUUUGGCUACCCAUGCUAAUCAUGUUUAGCUGCUAGCUUGUAAGAUAACCGCGCUUUUUUUUCUCCAUCCAGUUGAAGUAAAGGAAAUGGAGUUCCACACACGAAUUAUGUUUAUAGCAGAAGAUUGCACAUACAUACAUUCACAGGUUUCACACAUACUGGUGUAACCUUUAUUGAGAUAAUAAUUAAAAAGGCCUUUGCGCAGAUGUUGGCUAACUUUUCUGGCUUAGUUCUUAUUUCUUGCAGUAGAAUCAGGAUCAGUUUUUUGUUGUUGUUCUUCUUUUGGAUGUGGGCAGGCAACGCUUGAUUUUUCUUAAGUGCUUCAAUGUGUAAAUUGUGAAUAAAGUUUUCCUUUCAGCUUGUAA